Messenger RNA from Gasterosteus aculeatus aculeatus (three-spined stickleback), 9289 nucleotides. NCBI's taxonomy places the organism in Eukaryota, Metazoa, Chordata, Actinopteri, Perciformes, Gasterosteidae. The record is from RefSeq and is a predicted model, not a curated record.
UUCAAGUCGCGCCUUCUCCUCCGCUGUGAGGCUCCUCGCUCCGGCCUCAGCGAACGCUUCCCGAACCCCCAAAAAUUACACCCCGCCAAGAGGAUUUUACGGGAAUAUCUGGAGCCACGCGCGGACAUGGAAUAGUUCCGGCCACGUACGAGCGAAUGAUAAAGGCCACUCACUCCAGAGAAUGAAGAUGCCUGAGGCUGGGAGUUAGAGCCCCCCCCCCCCCCCCCCCCCCCCGACGAGAGAGCUUUGUCCAGUGCUGGGGGUGGACCCAGAGAACCCUGCCUGGGGGGGAGGGGGGGGGGGAGCAGGACCCUCACAAGCCCGGAGUCUGGAAUAUGGGGGAUGGAGGAGCUGGUGCAACGGGAGGAAACGGGGCCAACAAGGCCCACGCGCUGUUCGACAACUUCGUCCAGGGGACCACGUGCAAGGGCACGCUCAAGGCCUUCCAGGAGCUGUGCGACCACCUGGAGGUCAAGCCCUGCGAGUACAGGGUCUUCUACCACAAGCUCAAGUCCAAGCUCAACUACUGGAAGGCCAAGGCGCUCUGGGCGAAGUUAGACAAGCGGGCGAGCCAGAAGGAGUACAAGAAGGGCCGCGUCUGUGCCAACUCGAAGUGUCUGAUCAUUGGCGCGGGACCCUGCGGCUUACGUACAGCCAUCGAGCUUGGUUUCCUCGGGGCAAAAGUGGUGCUCCUGGAGAAGAGGGACGCCUUCUCUAGGAACAACGUGCUGCACCUGUGGCCCUUCACCAUCCAGGACCUCAGGGGCCUCGGGGCUAAGAAAUUCUACGGAAAGUUCUGCGCUGGUGCUAUCGAUCAUAUCAGUAUUCGUCAGCUGCAGUUGAUUCUGCUCAAAGUGGCUCUCCUGGUGGGCAUCGAGAUCCACGUCAACGUGGAGUUCAAGGGUCUCAUCGAGCCCCCAGAAGACCAAGAGCCUGAAAGGAUCGGCUGGAGGGCCGAGGUGCACCCCAGGACCCACCCUGUCAACGAGCUGGAGUUCAACGUCAUCAUUGGAGCCGACGGGAGGAGAAACACGCUGCCAGGUUUUCGGCGCAAGGAGUUCAGGGGGAAGCUUGCCAUCGCCAUCACUGCCAACUUCAUCAACAGGAACACGUCGGCGGAGGCGAAGGUUGAGGAGAUUAGCGGGGUGGCCUUCAUCUUCAACCAGAAGUUCUUUCAAGACCUCAAAGAAGCAACAGGUAUUGACCUGGAAAACAUUGUGUACUACAAGGACGACACGCACUACUUUGUGAUGACUGCCAAAAAACAGAGCCUGUUGGAGAAGGGAGUCAUUCUGCACGACUAUGCGGACACAGAGCUGCUGCUGUCCCGGGCCAACGUGGACCAGGCCGCCCUGCUGUCUUACGCCCGCGAGGCCGCUGAUUUCUCCACCAACCACCAGCUGCCCGCGCUGGACUUUGCCAUCAACCACUACGGGCAGCCCGACGUGGCCAUGUUCGACUUCACCUGCAUGUACGCCUCGGAGAACGCCGCCAUGGUGCGCCAGCGCCACGGCCACGAGCUGCUGGUGGCGCUGGUGGGCGACAGCCUGCUGGAGCCCUUCUGGCCCAUGGGCACCGGCAUCGCCCGCGGCUUCCUGGCGGCCAUAGACUCCGGCUGGAUGGUGAGGAGCUGGGCUCAGGGAAAAACCUCUCUUGAGGUUCUAGCUGAGAGGGAGAGUAUAUACCGCCUAUUGCCCCAAACCACGCCGGAAAACGUCAGUAAGAACUUCAGCCAUUUCAGCGUGGACCCAACGACGCGUUACCCCAACAUUUGCCUUAACUUCCUCAAGCCCAGCCAGGUGAGGCACCUGUGCGACACAGGAGAGCCCAGGGAAAUGCGCAUCGAAAUCGAGAAUGUGAUCAACUCUUCGACGCCAAAGUUGGCCAGGAAUGAAUCCAUAGCUCGAUCCAGUAAGCUGCUGAAUUGGUGCCAGAGACAAACUGAGGGGUACAGGAAUGUCAAUGUGACGGAUCUUACGAUGUCCUGGAAGAGCGGUCUGGCCCUGUGCGCCCUCAUCGACCGAUACCGACCGGACCUCAUUGACUUUGGCUCCCUGGACGAGCGAGACCAGGAGAAGAACAACCAGUUGGGCUUCGACGUGGCGGAGAGGGAGUUCGGCAUCUCGCCCUGCAUGACGGGAAACGAGAUGUCUUUGGUGACGGAGCCGGACAAGCUCUCCAUGGUCAUGUACCUCAGCCAGUUCUACGAGAUGUUUAAGGACACAGUGCCCCCCGGAGAUAACCACAAUUUGAGCCCGGAGGAGAAGGCGGCACUGAUCUCCAGCACCAAAUCCCCCAUCUCCUUCCUCAGCAAACUUGGUCAGAGCAUUGCAAUAUCCAGGAAACGGAACCCAAAGGACAAAAAGGAGAAGGACGUGGACGGUUUGGGGAAGAGAAGGAAAACCAGCCAGUCCGAAGAUGAGGAGGCGUCCAGGAGCGGCCGUGACGACAGGCCGUCCGUCCCAGCCGUCCUGUCGGAGAGGAAAACGGACCCCGGCGCCGUGGGGAACCACAACAAGGUCAAAGUCAUGGCCACCCAGCUGCUCGCCAAGUUUGAGGAGAACGCUCCUCAGGCAACGGGACUCAAACGACAGGGGGAGUCUCUGCCCAAUCUGGAUCGCCUUUUUCCCCUUAGGGAGCCGGUGCGCCUGCCACCCGUCCCGGCGUGGAGAAAGGCCAGUGGUGGCGCGGACCAACUGUCCAGCUCGGGCUCUCGGAGCUGCCCAAAGAAAACCAUUCUGCUCCCUUCUUCUUCCUCCACUUCUUCGCUCUGUCUCCACUCAGAGGGCUCCCUCAGGAAGGAGUUCCCCGUCAACAUCGGCGGCAGCGACGUGUGCUUCUUCUGCCGAAAGCGCGUGUACGUGAUGGAGAGGCUGAGCGCCGAGGGGAAGUUCUUCCACCGCAGCUGCUUCAAGUGCGAAUACUGCAGCACCACCCUGCGGCUGUCCUCCUACGCCUUCGACGCCGAGGACGGGAAAUUUUACUGCAAGCCCCACUACUGCUACCGUCUGUCCGGCUACGCUCAGAGAAAGAGGCCUGCUCCCUCCCCCGGUCCCAUCACUGCUAAGGAGAACCAGGCGGCCCAAUCUCCCACGGCAACCGUGGAUGCCCCCGGGAGGGCGGCGCCGACGCCGGCGGCUGCAGCGCCCUCGGCCGAGCUCCAGCCCUCAGCACCGGGGGUAAACGGACUGCAGGAGCCCGGCCUGGCCAAACGUCUGCGGGGAACUCCGGAGCGCAUCGAGUUGGAGAACUACCGUCUGUCCCUGCAGAGGGAGGAGGAGCUGGAGGAGGUGCCCGAGGAGACGCUGGCAGAACACAACCUCAGCAGCGUGCUGGACAAGCCCACGGAUGCCGACCUGGGCUCCAGUAGCUCGGAGUCAGACAUGGAGGAGGAGGACGAGCAGGAGGACCAGGAUCUGGAGGAGGGGGAGCAGCAGCCUCUCAGCCCUUCGGACCUCGGAGGUGUUCCCUGGAGCGAGGCGGUAGAGCUCCGCGCUAAACUCAAAGGCAAGGAGGAGGAGGGGGAGGAGGAGGAAGAGGAGGAGGGGGGCGAGGCCCCAGCCGAUGCCGCCAGCAGAGACGGGGAAGUAGAUGAGGACAAAGAUGACGAUGAAGAGUCUAGCGAUGAGGGGGACUACUGCCCGUGGGAUAAAGAGCUGCAGUCUGGCCUUUGGCUGGAGAAGCACCUCACAGACCAAGAGGAUGUUGGUACAUUUAAAGCCCGAAACCUGCAGAUCCAACAAAUCCUUCAGCCGGUGGAUCCGCAGGCCAUUCCAGGUCUGGUGAGAACUCACCUGGACUCGCCGGCCUCGGCCUCCCAACCCUCCCAACCCUCUGAGCUCAAGCAGCCCCCCCGGACAGAGCCCUGUGAGGAUGAAGAUCUGGAAGCAGAAGCCGAGGGUCCAGACACGGAGCCGGGAACAGAGAUGGAUCAGGAUGACAUCCCUUCAGAUGCGGAAGCUGAGGCUCUCUUGCACCAGCCACAGCAAGUGCUUCCCGAGGACGAAGGGAAAUCAGAAAGUCUUCAAGUGGCCUCCAGUAUUGAGCCAUCCAGGGACAGCCCCCUGCAGAAAGAAGAGUUUCCUCUUCCCUGGCUCAAAUCUCCGGAUCCUGAUUCACAGAUAACGGCGGUGACGUCCCCCGGCACGCGCUUCUUCCCAGAACCGUUCAUACCCGAGGAAAUUAAGGCUGAGAGGCGCACUCCUUCCCCUCCCUUAGCCGCCACGAGCCCGCUGUGCCCGCCCGCUGCUCCAGCCCAGGAUGCCCCCUGCGUCCCGUCUCCUCCCGCUGCCUCGCCGCCCCCAAGUCCUCUCACCAGAUCACCGAUCGGCCCUCCGGCCAGCGAGUCCCCCGUCUGCUCCCCGAUCCGCACUCAGCCCGCCGCCGCGCCGGAGACCCGCGCGCCUGCUGCAUCUCCCGUCUAUCCCCACCGCUCCAUUUGCCCCCUCACGGGCAACCCCCUGUCCCCGAUCUGCGCUCAGCCGUUGCCCUGCCAGGAACCCUCGUCGCCCCUCGCCUCCGACUCCCCCGUCAGAACUCAGCCCGCCCCCGCCGUCACCUCCACCCCCUUGGCCAAGACGGACAGGCGCUCGCCCGAGCCGUCGAAGUCAAUGGAUUCCUCCGCAGAGGAGACGCCGUCUAAAAAGACGGAUAUCAUCGAGGAGUUUUGGAUGAAGAGUGCCGAGAUCCGGAAGAGCCUCGGCCUGACGCCGCUGGACCGCAGCAGUAAAAUCCUGGAGAAGAGCGUGCUUAUCGCUCCCGCGCAGGACUCCGCGCCCGUUAAGGCCCCCGACGUGACAGAGGAACAGAAGCCCCCCUUCGCUGGCCGAGCCGUCAUCCGCAGACUCAACAUCACCCUCGAGGGUCAGGUCAUCACCCCCAUUGCUCCCGCGGAGCCCAAGAGCAACGGCUCGGACCGGAGAGACGCCAGCAGCAGCUCCGGCUUGGGCCUGAACGGGAGCAUGGCCACCAGCCACACGGCAAACAGCGAGGGCUUCAACACGUCGGACUCCGUCAUGCUCACCCCACCCUCCAGCCCGCCACCCCCCGUGCCCGCUAACCAGUCUCCAGCCGUGUUCCGGCAGCAGAGGAACCAAGUGUCCUGGAGCAACGGAACAGGAAAGCCUCCGCCUGAGCCGGCGAAGGCCAAGAGCCCCGUUCCCGCACCGAGGACCCACCCGAGCCCCACGUCUGCACCCGUGCCCGCGCCCAGGAAGGUGUCCUCGCCGCCGCCGGUGGCACCACAAGCGUCUCCGGUGGCGGUCGUGAUGAGGGAGAAGAAGAAGCAGCCCCGUCCGCAGGAGGCGAGGAAGUCCUUCGUGGAGACGGUGGAGGAGAUUCCGUUCGCUGACGACGUGGAGGAGUCCUACGACGAGAGGACGCCGGAAACCAGCAUGAGCCGGUACUACACUCCCCCCACCAGCAAGCCCAGCAGGGAAAGACCUCCGCUGCAUCUGGCCCUGGCGAUGGAAAACGGUAAACCCAAUUUCCCCGUCAACCAAGCGCUCAAGAACCAGCGGGCGACGCAGUUCUCCCCGGAGGCCAAGGAGAUCGCAGAGGAGAGGAUGAAGGCCCGAGAGAAGUCCGUGAAGAGCCAAGCUCUGAAAGACGCCAUGGCCAAGCAGCUGAAUAAAAUGAAAGAGUCCGACGCGGACAAGGGCGCCUCCCCCAAAGUGGCGUGGAGCGUGACCGCGGACGUCGCCGCCAAAAGCAAAAAGUCGCCCGCGUCGCCAAAGUCCUCGGGCGUGAAAGCCCUGGAGUCGAAGAAGGCGGAGACUCUGCCCGAGCGCUUCUUCAACAGCAACAAGAGCCUGGACAGCUCGGCGGCCUCGUCGGACGGCUCCUCCUCCGCCAGCAAGAGCAAGAAGCGGAGUUCCCUCUUCUCGCCGCGCAAGAACAAGAAGGAGAAGAAAGCCAAGAACGACGGCGGCAGGCUCUCCGAGGCGGACGAGACUCCGCCCAAGCACAAGUCGCUGUGGAAGGCGGUCUUCUCGGGCUACAAGAAGGACAAAAAGAAGAAGAAGAAGGAGGAUAAAUCUUGUCCGAGCACGCCGUCCUCGAGCUCCACCACUCAGGACUCUGGGAAGAAGAAAGCGUCGCCUCUGGCGAGAUCAUCCGACCUGAAAUCACGCAGGAACUUGAGCUUCUCCGAGGAGUCGGACCUGUCCUGCGACGACGUUCUGGAGAGGUCCUCCCAGAAGUCAAAGGCAGACCAACACUUGGACAUCUUUGACCUUGUGUCAGGUCUGCAGAAGGAAGCGUUUAAGGAGGAGAAACUGCAGAAGGAGAGAAGGAGGGAGUUAAAGGAAAGAAAGCGGUUGAAAGAGAGUCAUAAUAAAAGAGAGCGGGAGAAAGAGGUUGACCGAGAAAAAGAGAAGGACAAUGAAGAGAUCGGUGCUGUCGGGUUCAGGGCCAGAGGCAUGACUUCAUCAACCGUAAACACAUUUAAGAAAAAAGAGUUUACAUUCAGUUGUUUUUCUACUAAUAUUGAUCUGAAUUUGGACCGUACGCAGCUCCGGGGGGUCAAAGCUGCGUCGUGCCUCAUGCGGCCUCAGAGAGCCCGCUGGAAUCAAGUAGACGCGUCUCGUGUGACCGUUCAGCUCUGUAGAUCCUCUGUAUAUGUCCCUCACGCACUGGCGUUCAAGAGAUCGUACGCCACAAAGAAAACCUACACAGAGGAAGAGCUAAAUGCCAAGCUGACACGGAGGGUCCAGAAAGCUGCACGACGGCAAGCAAAGCAGGAGGAACUCAAGAGGCUGCACCGAGCCCAGAUCAUCCAGAGACAGCUGGAGCAGGUGGAGGAGAAGCAGAGGCAGCUGGAGGAGAGGGGCGUAGCUGUGGAGAAAGCCUUGAGAGGGGAAGCAGGAUUGUAUAAAGGUACUUAUACAUUACCCAAACAGCACAAAAGAAGAUCAGACUAUUGGGGAGAUUCUAAUUACAGUGAAAUCCUGGACUUGCAUCUGGGCGGCAUGGGCAAGAAGGACGACCCCAAGCUGAUGCAAGAGUGGUUCAAGCUGGUGCAGGAGAAGAAUGCUCUGGUCCGCUAUGAGUCCGAACUCAUGAUAUUUGCCAGAGAGUUGGAGCUGGAGGACCGACAGAGCCGACUGCAGCAGGAGCUCAGGGAGCGGAUGGCCGUGGAAGACAACCUGAAAACGGAGAAGGAGCUCGGUCAGGAGAAGCAGAUCUUGAACGAGAUGCUGGAGGUGGUGGAGCAGCGGGACGCGCUGGUGGCCCUCCUGGAUGAGCAGAGGCUUCGGGAGAAGGAGGAGGACAAGGAUCUGGAGGGCGUCAUGCUCUCCAAAGGCUUCAACCUCAACUGGGUUUGAGAGGAGUGAAAUAAUUUCAUCCAGCUCAUCAGGUCCUGGGGGGGGGGCUUGUGAUAGAGGUUCUCUGAACACCUGCAGCAGUGAACGCGGGUCAUGGUUCCCCCUCACGCUCGCAUACAUGGACGCUGCGCUCCGCCUCUGGAACCGACGCAGUCCGCGAUGUUUACCCAAAGCGGUCCCAGUUAAUCACUUUGCUUUUCCUCCCUGGAGAGGCGAGCACGUUCACAGCUUUAUCGUCCCAGCCUUGAGGUGGAUCCUCUCCAACGCAGAGGGGCUUUUAAAGAGACUUGUUCCAUUCUCGGUUAUCUAAAAGGGAAGAAUGCAGUUCGGUCCUGCUGAUGUAAAGAAUUGUGUUUUUGUGUAUAGAACAAGUUGCAUUUUUCGGGCGUAUGAGGGUCCAUUAUUUUUCUGGGGGGGAAAAAGGGGACGGCUGCAGAGGUGUGUUUUUAACUGCUGGAGUGAUCUCAGAUUAUCGGUCUGACUGUGGGACAAACAUCCUCUGCUGAAGCUGCCUUUCUAUCCAGUGACUGACUUCUGCAUCCUUACGAUACACAACACACAUUUACCCAUCGGGGAGUAAUAAAAUAUCAUCUUAUGAACCAUAAAUACACCACGAAAGGCUCAGUUCUUCCCCCUCACGGUUUUGUUUUCGCGAGUCAACACUAAAACUCCAUUUAACAUGGCCAUGGUUUUUCUAUGUAUUUAUUACCUCUGUUUGCUUUUAACAGAUAAUCAUUUUAGUUGUGUCUGCGUUCACAGGAGAGUGCCCUGAAUCCCCCCCCCCCGUGCAUGAUAAAGAAUCACCCGUAAGCCAUUGCAUGUCAGGAAUGAAGGCUGCAGGCACACAGAAUGACUUUACCGUGUCUUUUUACAUGGAGGACAUAUAAUGCUAUGCUGCUUACACAUUUCACGUGACUGGAUAAUGAUGAGUCUCUCCUUUGACAUGUUCACUGUUCACUCUAUAUCACACUGACCGCUGACGUUUACAACUAAUGGUCCAUCGCGGCGAUUGGACCUUUACGAUUCGUACAAUGGUAAACCGUAGCGGCGUAAAAACAAACCGUUCAAUGGAUUUACCUUUUUUGAAGGAACCGUGUCCCCGAGUUCAGAUUGUGUUUCCCCACCGUGUGCGUCAGCGUUGGAAUGUCGUGAAUAUAGCCGAUGUCACUGUUAAUGUGAGAUCAGCGUGGGUCACAUUACUCGUUUCGCGCCACAGGGCUUUCUCUGCUGGUUUUAUAUUCUGCAGUAUGUGACGAGUGCGCCACACACCACUUUUAUCAUCAAACAGCAGUGUUAAUACUUUAUCCUUGAACAAGUUGCCUUUUGGAUUUUCAUUCUUUAUAGUGAUGCUUUGUUUUAUUUUUCUGAAUUGACUUGCUUUUUGACGUAGUCACGUGUGUGUGUGUGUGUGUGUGUGUGUGUGUGUGUGUGUGUGUGUGUGUGUGUGUGUGUGUGUAUCCCACUGGAACUCGAGAUUUCUACUUGUCUUUUAUUUUUUUGUACAGCGGGACCCCAAACAGAUGGAUGAAUUUAAAUGGGGCCGUUGAAGAAAAGCAAAGUGCUUCACGAGCAACUGGCCGCAAGCAGGAACAUUACGGUUCACCUGAUGGUUAUUCAAAUCUAACCGCCUUUUUCACAAACGCAGGUGGUCACCGUUUUACAGCACAGAAACACGAGAGGCUAUAUUUAUGACUUGGUAUUACAUGUGAAUAAAACAAAGCGAUAUCAUUUCAAGGGUUGUUGCUUUAGAUGACGUGUGGCAAGUUUGACUCGAUUGUAUUGAUAUUUAUUAACGUGUGCAAACUGUAUCAUAUGUAAAGAAGAUGAAUCCUAAUUUUUAAACUGUUCAGUUGAGUUAUGACUUGUAAUGUAAGUGCUUCAUGUAGCUAAAUGCAUAGGGGUGUUGGAUGUAUGCUGAAAAUGGCAAUAAAACAAUGCAGUUCUUUUAAAAGGCUCUCUUUACA